AUGGAAGCAAGCAUAGCUGAAUCGUUUAGGAAUGGGACCGUUUUUGUUACCGGAAGUACAGGGUUUUUGGGGAAAAUACUCAUUGAAAAAUUACUCAGAUCUUGUUCAAUGAAAAAUAUUGCACUGCUUGUUAGAAGUAAGAAAGGACUCGAUUCAAGUCAAAGGGUAGCAGAUAUCUGCAAUCAAUCUAUAUUUGAUCGCCUUCGAAUUGAAAAGCCAGACUUCAUGACUAAGAUAAAAAUUAUUGAUGGGGAUUUGGAACAACCCUCACUAGGUUUAUCACCAAGAGAUCAUGAUUGGUUGAUAGAAAAUGUGAAUUUUGUUUUUCACUGUGCUGCAACAAUCAAAUUCAAUGAACCCCUUCCACUAGCAUUAAGGAUAAACAUUCAAGGAACAGAGAAUCUUUUAGAACUAGCAACGAAAAUGAAUGCUCUUAAGGGUUUCGUUCAUGUAUCAACCGCUUAUUCGCAUUGCCCGAAAACUGAAAUCAACGAACAAUUCUAUCCAGUUUCAAUAUCAGCCAAAGAAUUAAAAAAAUUAAUUAAACGAGAUGAAAAUACACAAAACGUUUCGGUAGAUUGGCCAAAUACAUACACUUUCACUAAAGCGCUAACAGAAAAUGUAAUAUCAAAAAAUGAAAAUAAAUUGCCAAUCUCGAUAUUUCGUCCUUCAAUAAUAGGGUGCACAAAAUCUGAGCCAGAACCAGGUUGGGUUGAUAAUAUGAAUGGAGUAUCUGGCAUAAUUGCUUCCUUAAUCGUCGGGGUUUUAAGAACAAUUCAACUGUCCAAGGAGAAAAUGACUGAUAUUGUCCCAGUUGACUACACUGUCAAUGCACUGAUUAGUGUAAUGUGGGAUACGGUAAAUAGACAUCGAGAUGGUGACAAAAAAAAUAAGGAACCAAAAAUUUAUAACUACGUGUCUAGUGUAGAAAGCUCAAUAUGUUGGGACAAGAUCAUAGAAUACACGUUUGAAACAUACCAACAGGUGCCACCGUUGGAAUCGAUGUGGUAUAUGUUUUUUAUAUGUUCAGCCAAUCGAUGGGUAGUUAAUAUUUUGAGAUUUUUUUUACACCGGAUACCUGGAGCGCUUGUUGAUUUGUCAUUCAUCAUUCGUGGCAAAAAUCCUAAAAUGCUGAAAAUUUAUGAAAGAGUAGAAAAUAUGAAUGAUUUGCUUAAAAAUUUUACAACGAGUGAAUGGAAAUUCGACAACAGCAAUACUCGAGAAUUAUGGUCGUCACUAAGUCAAGAGGACCGCAAGACAUUUUGGUUCGGUUUCGAAGAGUUCGAUUGGAAAUCAUACAUAAAAUGUACCAUCUACGGGAUUAGGAAACACAUUUUACACGAAGACUUAAGUAACAUGACGAGAGCAUUGUCAAAAAAUCGAAAGUUAUUUUGGUUGCAUCUGUUGUGUAUUUUUCUUAUUAUAUGUACCGUAUUCCAAGUAUAUUGGAAGUUUAUGACGUAA
Messenger RNA from Macrosiphum euphorbiae (potato aphid), 1464 nucleotides. The record is from the annotation of a GenBank genome assembly. NCBI's taxonomy places the organism in Eukaryota, Metazoa, Arthropoda, Insecta, Hemiptera, Aphididae.